Apaloderma vittatum (bar-tailed trogon) is the source of this 672-nucleotide messenger RNA. It is a transcript of the gene PROCR, whose product is annotated as protein C receptor, endothelial. The record is from RefSeq and is a predicted model, not a curated record. Gene Ontology annotation, biological process: negative regulation of coagulation. Gene Ontology annotation, molecular function: signaling receptor activity. The transcript is spliced from 4 exons. Bases 1 to 672 code for a protein of 223 amino acids. Lineage: Eukaryota; Metazoa; Chordata; Aves; Trogoniformes; Trogonidae.
AUGCUCUGGUUGCUGCUCCUCUGCGGGGCCCGGCGCUGCGGGGCCGACCAGGCGGUCCCGCUCACCUUCACCAUGCUGCAAUGGACCCACGUCUCCAAAGGCAGCUCCACCUUUUGGGGCAACGCCAGCCUGGACGGGCAGCUCAGCCAUCUUCUGGAGGGGCUUAAAGUCACCCAGGUGCUACCACUGGAGCCUCCAGAUGUUUGGACCAAGCGGCAGCAGGACGUGAUCACUUACCUGGAGAAUUUUGGCCAGCUGGUGCUGCUCUUCAGCAGAGAGAGGCCCAUGAACUAUAGCCAGAACCUGCGCUGCCACCUGGGCUGCCACCUCUUCCCCAACGGCACGGCUCACAGCUUCUACGAGGUGGCCCUCAAUGGGACGGCUUUCCUCAGCUUCCAUGUCCCCAACGCCACCUGGGAGCGGCGCUGGCCUGGCAGGCACGAGGUGGCUGCCUUUGCUGAGAGGGAGCUGAUGAAGUACACUCAGACCACUCAGGGCCUCCAGCAUUUCCUCAACACCACCUGUGUUGACAUCCUGCGGGCUCAGAGUGCCAGGACGGGAAAACAGAGCAGCCGGUCGCCUGCCCCGCUGGUGUUUGGCCUGAUCCUGGGGACCUUUGCCUUGCUGGGCAUGGCCGUGGGAAUCUUCCUGGGCACAGGAAGGAGCUGCUAG